GUUGCCGUACUGCGUCACAUGUUGACUGGUGUUGCUAGCUAAUGCCACCGAAAGCUUGACACGUUUUUAGAAAGUCAAAGGCAAAAACGAAAAGGUACUGAGAUAACUGUUCUGUCGUUGUUGGUACUGUGUACAUCUAUUUGAAAUGCCUUGAUAUCUUUGAGUAUUGUUGGAUAAAACACUCCUGUUGGGGGUUUUUGUAUUCUGAGGGGCUAAUGUAGCUCACUUGUUUGCUAGCCAGGAAGGGUUGACAUCUCCUCACUGUUGGCUUCACAUCAGCUAACACAGUCAACGGAGGAGCUGACUUAAAGAGAGCUCCAGAUGCGGCUAAAAGACCCCUUCUCUUUGAAAGCCGCCGAUAUGACUAAGCGGACUAAUAAACCGAGGAAACCUCGAGAUGAGGAGUCAUCAGAUGAAGUCAGUGGACUGACUUGCCAGCAUGUGAGUAAAGCAGUGGACCUGAGCUCGGUAAAGAAGUCAGUCCUCUCAAGUGUGUGGUUUGUUUGCUCUGAGUGCCUAAAGGAGAGGACAAUGAUCGACGGAGAGCCAGCUGCAUCCCACGACAUCCUGGUGUGCCUAAAGUGUGGUGUUCAGGGCUGCAACCAGUCAGGGAUUCAGCAUGCUGUCAAGCACCACCAGGCUUUUCAUCCAGAGUCACACUGCAUCACCAUCAGCUUGAGCACGUGGAAGGCCUGGUGUUUUGAGUGUAAUGAGGAGCUGUCUACUCACUGCAACAAGAAGGCUUUGGCGCAGACCCUUGACUUUUUACAAAAGCAUUCUGUCAAGGCAACAUCAGCAGCAUCACCCAAGAUCAUCAAACUGCGAGAGGAACCAUCAGACUAUGCUGACCCACCCAGAGGCAAAAGUUCAGGGAUCAACAGCACUUUGGUUCCUGUUAAGGGAAUCAAUAACCUUGGUAACACCUGCUUCUUCAAUGCUGUUAUGCAGAACCUGUCCCAGACACACAUGCUGAUUGACCUCAUCCAGGAAGUGAAGGAGAAAGGGUACAAACUAAGGAUCUGCCCCCCUGUUGAGACCAAUCUGAGUCAAUUGAUAGUAGCGCUGCCCAGUCCAGAGCCCCUGACUGCGGCAAUGUUUCUGUUCCUCCAGAGCAUGAAAGAGUCAGGAAAAGGCCCCGUCAACCCCAAAAUCCUCUUCAACCAGCUUUGUCAGAAAGCUCCACGCUUUAAGGGCUACCAACAGCAAGACAGUCAGGAGCUUCUGCACUACUUACUGGACUCUAUACGAGUAGAGGAAACUAAAAGGGUGAAAGCAGGCAUUCUGAAGGCUUUCAACAAUCCCACAGAGAAGACGGCAGAUGAGGAGACCAAACGCCAAGUCAAAGCGUACGGAAAGGAAGGCGUGAAGAUGAACUUUGUUGACCGCAUCUUCGUAGGCGAGCUUACCAACACAAUAAUGUGUGAGGAGUGUGAGCAUAUCUCCACAGUAAAGGAGGCCUUCAUAGACAUCUCUUUACCCAUCAUAGAGGAGAGGAUAUCAAAACCUUCCAACCCCGGUCGGCUGGGUAAGAGCAGCCGCGAGCAGGACACUCAUGCAGCUCACAAUGACCAGGUUCUUUCUGCAGCACACUCCGUCAACAGAAAUACCAGGAAGCUGAGUGGACAGAAACAGCAGAGCAGGAGAUCUUCCAGUUCUGUGGAGGAGAAAGGAGCAGGCUGUGGUGCAGAACGACCGGAGGACGAAGGGGUCGCUGGUGGAUCAGCUCGUGGCGUCUCGGUCUGUAAAAUGGCGGCUGCUGGCAGCCUAUCAGAUGGCAGUGAAAGAGACUCGGGUGCUCAGGACAGCAGUAACGACGCUGACAGUGAGGCCUCUGAGAGCGAGUGGACCCCACGGGCCUCCUCCAGCCACAGCCACGGACACGUGUCCACCCCAUCACCCACUUCCACCCUCACUCCGUCCCCAACACCUGUCUCCGCCUCCUCCCCCUCAUCAUCAUCCUCUGCAAGGCAAGGUGGCGCUGUGGAGCAGCUGGUUACUGCAGUUUCAAAAGUCAACCUGGGCUUCAGCUCUGGGGACUGCUCCACUUCCACACACUGUUCUCCCGAGGAGCAGGGAGAAGCACAAACCCGAGAUAAUCUGCACCAUCAGCACCACCAGGGAGCGUUCCAGGUGCUGUCCCACAGUUAUACCCCCAGCUCCAAGGAGUGCUCCAUCCAGUCCUGCCUCCACCAGUUCACCUCUGUGGAACUGCUGAUGGGCAACAACAAGCUGCUUUGUGAGAGCUGCACUGAACGUAGGCAGAAGCAAGUACGCAAGAGCAGCGCAGCAGAUAAGAAACUGGAGAAGAUUUACACCAGUGCUAGGAAACAGAUGCUGAUAUCCUCGCUGCCUCCUGUCAUCACAUUGCAUCUUAAACGCUUCCACCAGGCCGGGAUGAACCUACGAAAGGUGAACCGCCAUGUUGACUUUCCUCUCGUACUGGAUCUGGCUCCAUUCUGUUCUGCUUCCUGCAAGAACUUGGCAGCUGGUGAGCGUGUCCUCUACAGCCUUUAUGGGAUUGUCGAGCACAGCGGCUCAAUGCGCGGGGGCCACUACACCGCAUAUGUAAAAGUGCGCGCUCCCCACAGGAAAACGGAACAGCACCACAAGAACCUGCCAGGUCAGGGGUGCAAGGGAUGCCAGCAGCAGCUCCCAGGGCCAGUGGGUGUACGUCAGUGAUACCACCGUUCAGACGGUACCGGAGUCAAGGGUACUCAACUCUCAGGCAUACCUGCUCUUCUACGAGGAAAUGCUGUAACGUCACCUGUGACAGUAUGCUUCCUGAGAUGUCUGUUUUGCUUUGUUUGUUCUUGUAAAGCCUCUCCAGCUCCUCUUACUGUAGCUGUGACAAUUCAGAGGCAAGAAAAGGGAAAGACUUCACUAAAAACUCAUUUGUCUUACUUAUAUUGGCACUUCUAAAUAUCGUAGACAUAUAAACCAUAAACAGAUUUUAAAGUUACUUUGUGGUUUGUAGCCCAGAUUUUCAUUAAUGGUUCCUAUUUUAAGAAUCCUGUUCUUUAAAACGAGGUCAGGAGAAAAGAGUGUUAUUGAACCUGAGCUCUUCAAAAUGUAUCGUCUGAUCUCGGUCGUUGUCACGUGCCGGGAUAGAAAAUGCAUGAUGGAAUUUGCUUCGAUAACUAACUGGAAACAAGCAGGACUAUUGCAUGUUAAACUGCACUCAGCGCUGACUAGUUGAUGUCAGUUGUGUAUGUGAGUGUGUGCGUACAGGUGUAUGAAAGAAUGAGUGAGUGAGAGACAGGUGAAUGUAGUUUAAAGGUGCUAUGUGUGCCAUUUUCACAUCAGUAAAUUAUUGUUACAUUAAACCACAGUUAGCAGUGUAGUUGCAUAAUUUCAUAUUUACACUCAUGAAGAACCCUGGUUCCUCACAAAAUGUUUUACACUGAGAGGCAAUGACUCGGAUUUAAUUGUUUCUGACAUGAGCAGAUAAUAGAUGGUAAAAAUGCAAAGAGGUAAAUGAAUUCAGAUUUAUUUGUUCUCUGCACUAAAGAAAUUGACACUCAGCAUGAUGAUAGUAAGCAAUAUCAUUUGGAGCUUAUAGUGAUUUUGUUUGUAUAUUUGCUAAACCCAAGCAUUGAUAAUAGCAGUUCGUUCUGUCUUGGCCCUACUUAUUUAGGAAAAUAGUGUAAUAAUACUUACCACAGCUGACAGUGGUUUACAUCUAUAUGCUGACUGAAACUGCUGCACAUAGCACCUCUAAGGAGUAGCACAACAGUUGUUUUACAGCCUACUGUGAAUGGAUUGUUUUCAUACCAUCAGAAUGUAUAAAUGUAAGACUAUCAAUGAAUUGCAUUUGCCAAAGACGAGUUUUGCAACUGCGAUUUCAAGCAGAGUUUACGUCAUUCAGAGUUUCUUUUACGUGUAUUCUCUCAAGGUCAUUGAUAUAGUUCUCAUGUUUCACUGCACAAACAGACAUACUCGAUGUUUAUCAAAUCAACAAAGCACCUUGUCUGCCUUCAUUGUAGUACGGCUCUACUGUAACUGUAGACGCACACACAAACCCAUUAAGCUGCUCGACAAAGAGUCAGCACCACAUCGGACUUACUUUUUAUCCCCUAAUGCCAUCCGUUAGGUUGAGCAAAAAAUAAAAAAGAUUUUCAGGAUCAACUUUAAAGCUGUAAGCCUGAUGGGAAAAACAUCUUUGCUGUAAUGUGCAUGGGUUAAUGUUCUAAUGAAUGUAUUGUCUAUUCCUGAAAUGUCAAACGGUCUGUCCGUGUUUUUCUAUGAAAAUGUUUUAGAUGAAACUAUUUUCAUUUUUUCCUGCUUGUUGGACUUUUGCCAAAAUGGAAGAAAGAGAAGAGUUCAACUUAUGCAUCAGAGCCGAGAGGUUUAUUCUUUUCUCUCAACACAAGGACAAAAUCAGUGCCUCUGCUACAGGAUUUACAAACUUGUGCAUGGUGAGAAGAAAACAUAUGCAGAGUCAAAUGUAAAGAGGGAUAUGUGCGGGUUUUAUUUAUGUACAGUACAACUUACUGUAAGCAAAAACAAUAUUGAGUGUAUGUAAUUGUACAUAGUAGACACUAUACAGACUCAUGGUGCUUCAGGCGUGCAGGGUUUUUCCUCAAGACAGAUUAUUAUUCCCAGAAAUUGACAUUUAACUUCAUUUAUGGACUAUUAAACAUUUGGAAUGAGUAUAAAAACGUACUGUAUCAAAAUAAAUCUAAUUUAUGAGCUGUGCAUUCAACAGGA
This is a messenger RNA of Amphiprion ocellaris (clown anemonefish), 4707 nucleotides long. It is a transcript of the gene usp45, whose product is annotated as ubiquitin specific peptidase 45. The record is from RefSeq and is a predicted model, not a curated record. The transcript has 18 exons. Bases 322 to 2679 code for a protein of 785 amino acids. Gene Ontology annotation, molecular function: cysteine-type deubiquitinase activity; zinc ion binding. Gene Ontology annotation, biological process: protein deubiquitination. NCBI's taxonomy places the organism in Eukaryota, Metazoa, Chordata, Actinopteri, Pomacentridae.